This is a messenger RNA of Saccostrea echinata, 882 nucleotides long. RefSeq names its product actin-binding protein WASF2-like. Gene Ontology annotation, cellular component: cytoskeleton. Gene Ontology annotation, biological process: actin cytoskeleton organization; positive regulation of Arp2/3 complex-mediated actin nucleation. Gene Ontology annotation, molecular function: Arp2/3 complex binding; protein kinase A regulatory subunit binding. The coding region runs from base 1 to 882 and encodes 293 amino acids. NCBI's taxonomy places the organism in Eukaryota, Metazoa, Mollusca, Bivalvia, Ostreida, Ostreidae. The record is from RefSeq and is a predicted model, not a curated record. The transcript is spliced from 5 exons.
AUGUCGCUGCCAUUGAAUUUUAAGAAUUUUCGUCUCAGCAGUCUCAGCAAGCAUGCGGAGGACUUGUUUACCGAGCUGUCACAGGAAGUGCAGACGUUCACGGACCGCACGCGGCAGUUCCAGAGGCGCAUCAACCAUAUUCAAGAGAAAGUCUCGAGGAUGGAAGUUGCAGAAGAACGUGGUAGAAUGAAAUAUCCAUCAACAGUGAAAUCCAAGAGUUCUACCCGGCAUCUCCAACAGGUGGUGUCCAGAUCUACAAUACCUCGAUGUAUACUGGAAGCUUACAGUCAGUGUGAAGCUAAACCUGCACUAGUUGAUGGAGAAGACUCUUUGAAAUUUUACAUAAAUCCAAGUUAUUUCAUCGAAUUAUGGUUGAUGGACAUUCAGAAAGAUAGACCAAAGAAAGUUGUUCUUCGAAAGACAACACCUCGACAUCUUCGAAAUAUAGCACAGAGAAAUGAAAAAAGGAAACAUGGAGUAGAGUUCUUAUUAGAUUAUGCUGAUAGCGAUCAAACAAACACUCAAAACAACCAACCUACGCCUGAACACUUGGACGUGCCUGCAAAGAGUCAUGAUUAUCACAGCAAUGACCACAGUGGCCCAGGAAAUCCUCUCACUGAACCCCAGUAUUCUCAUGAUAAAAUAGAAGGAUAUAAAAUUCUCAUUGAGAAGCCAAUUUCAAAUGUGUCAGUUCGAACAACUCUUGAAAUUAUUGGAGUCUCGAAGCAAAGUCAGCAACCUUCUUCUGGACAAAACUUCUCAUCUCCAACUGAUACCCCCACAUUCAAGUACAAAGCCAAAUUUACUUCCUCCACCCCCAUCAUAUAUGGACCAAGAGGUAGCUCCCCCUCCAACUCCACCACCGCCUAUGCCAAUGACUGA